AAACACAGCCCGUGGCAACAGUGUAAUGGUUUUCGCGGACUUGGCAACACUGGUGUCUCGGCCGCUUGGGGUAAACAUUCCGUUUCUAUGGCAACUGUGGAACUUCAACGAGACUAGUCGUUUGAUUACGUCAUAGAACAGGCUGCUUAUAAAGAGCUGCGCGCUCGCAGAAGUUCUGAAGUUCAGUGAUAAUCCGAGCCGAGGCGAAGAGUCACCGAGCAAAGAAUCUAAGCGAAGUCUACGAAUACUGAGUACAGUCCAGACUACAGAUGGGCCAUAUUUAGUGUUUAUGAAAACAUACAGUUUAUUCACACUGUCUGUAGUCUCACUCACAGUGUGUAUCAGAUACAGUUUGACAACAAUAUCUAACAGCUACUAAAUAGAGUACAUCAGAAAUCAUGUCCACAGACUCCACACAAAAGAGAGAUGUGCAGCUAAAGGCUGAUAUCAGCAGCACUGUCUCAGAGAAUGGAAAUGAUCAGAGUGGCAUGAAUAUUUCUCCUGCAACCAAUGAGAAGACCAGAUCAACAGUGAGGAAGAGCAACAAAACCUCUGCAUUCCUCCGAAGAACAUGGAAGGCUGUGAAAAAAUCCUUUCAGAAAAACAGAGUGGAUCCCUUUGGAGUCUCAGCACAGUCUGAUCCAGAGCCAUCGUGUGUCCCAGAUCCUGAAGCAGAAGAUAAAGUGGACCUGGUUGAUGAAGAACAGUUGUGUGCUGAAGGCCAAAGUGGUGCUAAACUUCAAGUGACAGCAGAAACUCCCAAAACUCAAGUGACAACAGACUCCACACAAAAGAGAGAUGUGCAGCUGAAAGCUGAUAUUAGCAGCACUGUCUCAGAGAAUGGAAAUGAUCAGAGUGGCAUGAAUAAGGAAAAGACCAAAUCAAAAGUGAUGAAGAGCAACAAAAUCUGUGCAUUCUUUCAAACAAGAUGGAAGUGUGUGAAAAAAUCCUUCCAGAAAAGCAGAGUGGAGCCUAUUGAGAUCCCAGCACAGCCUGAUCCAGAGCCAUCGUGUGUCCCAGAUCCUGAAGCAAAAGCUGAAGUAGAGCUGGUUGUUGCACAUCGUGUCCCAGAUCCUGAAGCAGAAGCUGAAGUAGAACUGGUUGAUUCACAUCGUGUCCCAGAUCCUGAAGCAGAAGCUGAAGUAGAUCUGGUUGAUUCACAUCGUGUCCCAGAUCCUGAAGCAGAAGCUGAAGUAGAUCUGGUUGUUGCACAUCGUGUCCCAGAUCCUGAAGCAGAAGCUGGAGUAGAGCUGGUUGAUGCACAUCAGUUGUGUGUCGCAGGUCCAAAUGGUCCUGAACCUCAAGUGAAAACAGAAACUCAAGUGACAACAGAGUUGCCAAUGUUACAUAAUGUCCUUCUAAACAUUUUCCAACUGGAGCGUCGCAUGUGCAAAUGUAGAGUUAUGUGGACACCUAUCGCUGAGGUCUGGCCCAGUGUCUUCAUGGGAAAUGAGGAGACAGCAAUGGACCGAGUCAAACUGAAGGAGAUGGGUAUUACUCACAUCCUGAACACUGCGGCAUACAAGGAAUAUCCAGAAGGAAAGAUUAAUACAAAAGCGGAAUAUUACCAAGAAAUGAACAUCACUUACUACGGCGUGCUUGUAACGGAUGAACACAGGUUUGACAUCAGCAAGGACUUAUUCCCAGCUUCAGAAUUCAUCCACAAGGUCCUGAGUAACACAGAAAAUAAGUUGUUAGUGCACUGCAUAGAUGGUGUCAGCCGCUCUGCCACAUUUUUUCUGGCGUACCUGAUGAUCCACCAUGAAAUGUUGUUGGAGGAUGCCAUCGACCACGUCAUAGACAAGAGAUGGAUCAGGCCAAACAGGGACUUCUUGAAGCAGCUGAUAACCCUCAAUUCAAACCUCGUAACACAGGGGAAACUACAGCUAAGAAAACCCAUAAACACAGAUAAAACAAAAAACGGAGAGGACGCAGUUGCGCACCCUGUUCCAGAACCAUUGUGUGAGCCAGGUCCGAGCAAACCUAAACCAGAACCUCAAGUGACAAAAGAGCUUUCAGUAUUAGAAAGUCAUGUCUCUCUAAGUGUCCUUCAACUCCAGGAUCGCGUGGAUGAAUAUACACUGUACUGCACACCUGUCACUGAGGUCUGGCCCAGUGUCUUCAUGGGAAAUGAGGAGACAGCAAUGGACCGAGUCAAACUGAAGGAGAUGGGUAUUACUCACAUCCUGAACACUGCGGCAUACAAGGAAUAUCCAGAAGGAAAGAUUAAUACAAAAGCGGAAUAUUACCAAGAAAUGAACAUCACUUACUACGGCGUGCUUGUAACGGAUGAACACAGGUUUGACAUCAGCAAGGACUUAUUCCCAGCUUCAGAAUUCAUCCACAAGGUCCUGAGUAACACAGAAAAUAAGUUGUUAGUGCACUGCAUAGAUGGUGUCAGCCGCUCUGCCACAUUUUUUCUGGCGUACCUGAUGAUCCACCAUGAAAUGUUGUUGGAGGAUGCCAUCGACCACGUCAUAGACAAGAGAUGGAUCAGGCCAAACAGGGACUUCUUGAAGCAGCUGAUAACCCUCAAUUCAAACCUCGUAACACAGGGGAAACUACAGCUAAGAAAACCCAUAAACACAGAUAAAACAAAAAACGGAGAGGACGCAGUUGCGCACCCUGUUCCAGAACCAUUGUGUGAGCCAGGUCCGAGCAAACCUAAACCAGAACCUCAAGUGACAAAAGAGCUUUCAGUAUUAGAAAGUCAUGUCUCUCUAAGUGUCCUUCAACUCCAGGAUCGCGUGGAUGAAUAUACACUGUACUGCACACCUGUCACUGAGGUCUGGCCCAAUGUCUUCAUUGGAAAUGAAGAGACGGCAAGAAACCGAGCCAAACUGAAAGGGAUGGGGAUUACUCACAUCCUGAAUGCUGCGGCAGUGGAGAAGAGCUUGAAGGUCUUGUUUGAAAUUCCAAGCAAGAAAAGCCUAAAAGGAAAGGUCAAUACAGGAGAGGCAUAUUACCAAGGCAGGAGCAUCAAUUACUAUGAUGUUCCUGCAGAAGACAAAUGCUCAUUUAACAUCAGCGAGUACUUCUUCCCAGCCGCACAGUUCAUCCACCAGGCCCUGAGUAACCCAGAGAAUAAGGUGUUGGUGCACUGCAAAAAGGGUCUCAGCCGCUCUGCCACACUUGUUCUGGCAUAUCUGAUGAUUUACCAUGACAUGAUGGUGGAGGAUGCCAUUGACCAUGUCAUGGAGGCGAGAGACAUCAGGCCCAACAUAGGCUUCUUGAAGCAACUGACAAUCCUUAAUUCAAACCUCAAAAGUCAGCGGAUACUACAGUUAAAAAAACAGAUCAAAGUUGAAAAAGAAACGGAUUAA
This is a messenger RNA of Carassius gibelio (silver crucian carp), 3323 nucleotides long. RefSeq lists its product as uncharacterized. The record is from RefSeq and is a predicted model, not a curated record. Lineage: Eukaryota; Metazoa; Chordata; Actinopteri; Cypriniformes; Cyprinidae. The transcript is spliced from 10 exons. Gene Ontology annotation, molecular function: MAP kinase phosphatase activity; protein tyrosine/serine/threonine phosphatase activity. The coding region runs from base 399 to 3323 and encodes 974 amino acids. Gene Ontology annotation, biological process: negative regulation of MAPK cascade; protein dephosphorylation. Gene Ontology annotation, cellular component: cytoplasm.